AUGUCUAUCACUCACAUCGUCCUCUUCCAAUUUAAAGCUGGGAUUGACCCCCAAAGAAUAAUUGACGUGUGCGACCGUAUGCUCGCAUUAAAAGACACUUGUCUUCAUCCAUCAUCUCAAAUGCCUUAUAUAAAAGCAUCUACGGGUGGUGUCGAUAACUCUCCUGAAGAAGCACAGGAUGGUAUCACCCAUGGAUUCGUUGUCGAAUUUGAAAACGCGGCAGACCGAGAUUACUACGUCCAUAGAGAUCCAGUGCACCGCGCCUUUGUUGAUAGUCUAACCGGACUCCUCGAAAAAGCACAGGUUAUUGACUACACACCAGGAGUUUUUUAAAUUGAGCAAAUUCAAGUU
Messenger RNA from Penicillium pulvis, 351 nucleotides. Its product is annotated as Dabb family protein. The coding region runs from base 1 to 333 and encodes 110 amino acids. The transcript is spliced from 3 exons. NCBI's taxonomy places the organism in Eukaryota, Fungi, Ascomycota, Eurotiomycetes, Eurotiales, Aspergillaceae. The record is from RefSeq and is a predicted model, not a curated record.